Anthostomella pinea is the source of this 1290-nucleotide messenger RNA. The record is from the annotation of a GenBank genome assembly. Lineage: Eukaryota; Fungi; Ascomycota; Sordariomycetes; Xylariales; Xylariaceae.
AUGGCUCGUCUCACAGAUCUCUCCGAUGAGCUCAUCGUCGAGAUAAUAUCAUAUCUCACGCCCCAUCAACGCGCCUCAUUCAUGAACGGCCAGCCCUUCUAUCACUGGCCGGAGCAACUCGACAAACACAAUGAAGCCAUCAUGGCGUCGAUACAGGACCUCCAAGCACUAAGCACUGCCUGCCGUCGCUUAUACCUCAUCGCAACCGAAGCACUCUACGACUACAUCCCCCUAUCGUCUAACGCCGAGAGAUCUGAAAAGCUCAUCUCGACCCUGGACAACAACGAGGACCUAACAGUGUACGUGAGGUGCGUCGACGUCGACGUCAAACGGUACGGCGGCAUGCUGCAGUUCACCAGCCUCUUCUGGCUCCCCAACGUCCACACCAUCAGCAUCCGCGGCUUCGACCUGUGGGAGCCCUGGGAGUGGGAAGACGAUGCCCACGUGGGGGCGUCGCCGGUCCAGGUGCUGCGGUUACUAGAGUGCGGCGCCCACGAGAAGCCCCUCACGCAGAUGUUGAGCUUUCCAAAGGCGCUCAGGGAGCUGUGGUACGAGGUAAACCAGGUCGAGUGGGACGGGCACUACGGGGACAACGACGCACCGGGGUUUACCUGCGCGGCAGUCGAGCGGGCGAUGGCGAACCAGGUCGGUUCGCUCGAGAAGGUGGUCUUCACGCGGCCGACGCCCGACCACGAGGGGAUCGGAUACGAGGAUCAACUCGAUGUCCGGCAGUACGAAAGACUGAAGGUGUUGCACGUCAAUCAGGUUUUCCUCACUUCCUUGGAGCCGGACGUUCCCGUGUGGGAGCACCUCCCUAAGAGCCUUGAGGAGCUUGAAGUCUACUACGAUGACAUGGGACACAUCAAGAUCCUCGAGGACGACGCGGACAGACCCGACUGGCUGUUUGGGAUGCUGGAAAGAAUGGCGAAGCCAGAUGAGAAGGGUGUCAGGGGCGAUUUCACGCCAUUGCUUGAAAGAGUGAGAAUCAUAUCGCUUGAAUGGCAUCCGGAAAUGUAUGAGGAAAGCGAAGAGGAGGAGGAUGAUGAAGAGGAUGAGAACGCGGCUCCUGCUACUGCGGGCGAACCUGACGUUGAGAUUGAUGAGUCGAGAGGUGUAGGCCAUCCGGGUUCGACAUGGCUACCCCCAAGAGAACUGAUACAGAAGUUCAUAAGAGCGGGAGUCAGCUUCAGCAUAUUUCUGCAUGGACAGCGGCGGUACAGGUACACCGUUGAAGGCGGUCGUGGAUUUCAAGAUAAGUGGGAAGAUGUGUUAGAAGAAUUAGGAGAAUAA